AUGCAAUAAUUAAUAUAUCAGCCUGUUUAACUGCAAAUACCGAAUUAAACGAAUUAAAAAAUUCUAAAUCAUAUACAUAUGCUUAAUAAACUAUAUAAUUAUGGUAAAAAAAUUUUAUUUUGUAAAUCGUUGCCACUUAGAAUAACAAAUGCCCGUAAAAUUUCAAAGAAGCUUUUUCCUUUAAUUGGCCAGGGACGAUUCAAGGAUGUGCAUGUCCGUAUUAAGAUUAAAACUUUGAUUAAAUAUACGUCUUAAAAAGAGCAUGUGAUAGUGAAUUAGUUUCUUUAAAUUGCUUUAAAAUAGAAGAAUAAAGUCCAGAAAAUAUAAAUAAAUGGAAAAACUAAUUAUUAAUUUGUGUAAGGAGAGAUAUUAAUUAUAGUUUUUUUAACUCGCCUACAGGAUGUAAUAUUAAAGAUAAGCUUUUAGGAUAUUCAAUUUGUGGAAGUGGAUAGGCAGCUGUAUGUAGAAAAUAAUAUUAAGAAUGUCCAAUAACUAGAAUAAAAAAAGUCGAUCUAAAUAAUAUUGUUAUAGGAAAUACAUCAACAUAUAUAGAUAUUGAUGACUUUACUACAUUUGAAUAUGAUUUUAAUACUGAAGAUUAUCCAUUAUCCAUUUUUAGAAUAGAUGAAGAAGCGCAUUGUUUGGAUCUAAAUAUAAAUAACUUAUCUUCUUAAAAACCUGGUGAUUUCAUUUUAUUAAAUACUAAAAGAUAAAAAUGUAGUGAAAUAGAUAAGAGGCCCAUUUUAUUAGAUAGUGUAAAUGAAUAUACCCUUUUUUAAUAAAAUUCUUAAUUAUUUAACAAAGUUAUAUAAAAAAUUCCUGGAUAUCCGAAUCCUAGUGAUAAUAUUUAAUGGGUUUUAAGUAGAAUGA
This is a messenger RNA of Ichthyophthirius multifiliis, 870 nucleotides long. RefSeq lists its product as hypothetical. The record is from RefSeq and is a predicted model, not a curated record. NCBI's taxonomy places the organism in Eukaryota, Ciliophora, Oligohymenophorea, Hymenostomatida. The transcript has 2 exons.